AUUUUGUGAUCGGUUUCUAUUAUCAUUAUUAUCAUCUUAUACUCUACCAAAACAAAACGAAAAAAAAAUAAACAUCAAAUCUAUUGUUUAUUGAUUCUUUUUGUUGUAUUGUGUAACAACAACAACAACAACAAAAAUGUCAUCAAUGUCGGAUGAAUCAGAUUUCAUUGAUAAUGAAUCUGAUUUUGAUGAUGAAACUUUUGGUGGUCCUAAAGCUAAACCUACAAAUGGUAAUAAAAAACCAAAACAACAGCAACAAAAUGGUAAACAAAAGAAACGUCCAAGUAUUGAACGUAUCUAUCAGAAAAAAACACAAUUAGAACAUAUUCUAUUAAGACCGGAUACAUAUAUUGGUUCAGUUGAAAAAGAAACAAAGCAAAUGUGGGUAUGGGAUAAAGAUGAAGAUAAAAUGGUAUUUCGUGAAAUUACCUAUGUACCGGGAUUGUAUAAAAUAUUUGAUGAAAUACUUGUAAAUGCUGCUGAUAAUAAACAAAGAGAUAAAUCAAUGAAUUGUAUACGAAUCGAUAUUGAUGCCGAUAACAACGAAAUAAUCAUUUAUAAUAAUGGUAAAGGAAUUCCUGUUAUUGAACAUAAAACAGAAAAAUGUUAUGUACCAACAUUAAUAUUUGGUCAUCUAUUAACAUCAUCCAAUUAUAAUGAUGAAGAAAAAAAAGUUGUCGGUGGUCGUAAUGGUUUUGGCGCCAAAUUAUGUAAUAUUUUUAGUAAAAAAUUUAAAGUAGAAACUUCAUGCAAAGAAUAUCAUAAAUCAUUUUUACAAAUUUGGAAUGAUAAUAUGAAAGAUACUAAAGAACCGAAAAUUGGUACAAAUGCAUCCGAAGAUUUUACACGUAUUACAUUUCAACCGGAUUUAUCUAAAUUUAAAAUGGAUUUUCUUGAUAAGGAUAUUGUUUCAUUAUUUUCAAGACGUGCAUAUGAUGUUGCCGGUACAACACGUGGUGUAAAAGUAUAUCUUAAUGGAAAAAAAUUACCAAUCAGUGGUUUUAAAGAAUAUGUAGAACUUUUUGCUAAAGAUCGACAAGAUGAUAUUGGUAAUACUAUUAAAGUUGUCCAUGAAGUUGUUAACGAUCGAUGGGAGAUAGCAGCUACUGUUAGUGAUCGAGGAUUUCAACAAAUCAGUUUUGUCAAUAGUAUUGCAACAACACGUGGUGGUAAACAUGUUGAUCAUGUUUCCGAUCAAAUUGUUAAUAAAGUGACCGAUGUUAUUAAAAAGAAAAAUAAGGUUGGCGUCACUGUAAAACCAUUCCAAAUUCGUAAUCAUCUUUGGGUAUUUGUCAAUUGUUUAAUUGAAAAUCCUACAUUCGAUUCACAAACCAAAGAAACUAUGACAUUACAAGUGAAAAGUUUUGGAUCAACCUGUUCACCAACUGAUAAAUUUUUUAAUAAUGUUUUCAAAGUCGGUAUUGUUGAAGCAGUUUUAUCAUGGGCCAAAUUCAAAGCUCAAAAUGAGCUAUCAAAAAAAUGUCAUGCAAAAAAACAUGCAAAGCUUACUGGUAUCCCUAAACUGGAGGAUGCAAACGAUGCUGGAACUAAAAACUCAAUCGAUUGUACACUAAUUCUAACUGAAGGUGAUUCUGCCAAAUCUCUUGUUGUUGCUGGAUUAGGUGUAGUUGGUCGUGAUAAAUUUGGAGUAUUUCCACUUCGAGGUAAAAUGCUCAAUGUACGUGAAGCAUCACAUAAACAGAUUGUAGAGAAUGCAGAAAUCAAUAACAUUAUCAAAAUUCUUGGUCUUCAAUACAAAAAACAAUAUCAAACAAUCGAUGAUCUCAAAACACUUCGUUAUGGCAAAUUAAUGAUAAUGACCGAUCAGGAUCAAGAUGGUUCACACAUUAAAGGAUUGUUGAUCAAUUUUAUUCAUCAUAAUUGGCCAUCAUUGUUGAAAUUGAACUUUUUAGAACAGUUCAUCACACCAAUUGUAAAAGCAUCCAAAGGUAAUGAAGUUCAUUCAUUUUAUAGUUUACCAGAAUUCGAAGAAUGGAAAAAAUCAAAUCCAAAUUGGCGUAAUUACAAAAUAAAGUACUACAAAGGUUUGGGUACUUCAACUUCAGCUGAAGCAAAAGAAUAUUUCACUGAUAUGGAUAGAAAUCGUAUAAAAUUUCAUUAUGCUGGUCAUGAUGAUGAUCAUUUUGUUCAAUUAGCUUUUAGUAAGAAAAUGGUUGAACAACGUAAAGAAUGGCUUACAAAUUCAUUAGAGGAACGAAAACGUCGACGAGAAUUAGGAUUACCUGAAAUGUACCUAUAUGAAAAGAAUACUCGAAACAUAACAUAUAAAGAUUUUGUCAACAAAGAAUUAAUCCUAUUCAGUAAUAUGGAUAAUGAACGUUCUAUUCCUUCGUUGGUGGAUGGAUUGAAACCUGGCCAACGUAAAGUGUUAUUUACUUGUUUCAAACGUAAUGAUAAACGUGAAGUUAAAGUGGCUCAAUUAGCCGGUUCGGUCGGCGAACAUAGUGCUUAUCAUCAUGGUGAAGUAUCACUUAUGUCGACAAUCAUAAAUUUGGCACAAAAUUUUGUCGGAAGUAACAAUAUUAACUUAUUGUUACCGAUUGGUCAAUUCGGUACACGACUUCAAGGUGGCAAAGAUGCUGCCAGUCCUCGUUAUAUAUUCACCAUGCUUAAUACUGUAGCAAGGAAAUUAUUUCCACAAUUAGAUGAUCCAUUAUUGAAUUAUCUUUAUGAUGAUAAUCUAAAAAUUGAACCAGAAUAUUAUGUUCCAAUUAUUCCAAUGGUUUUGGUCAAUGGAGCCGAAGGUAUUGGUACUGGUUGGAGUACAAAAAUUCCCAAUUAUAAUCCAAGGGAAAUUGUUGAAAAUAUUAAACGUUUAAUGCAUGGACGAGAAAUUCGACCAAUGAAACCAUGGUUCAAAGGAUUUACUGGCACAAUCGAACAGAUUGAUACACAACGAUUUGUGAUAAACGGCGAGGCAGCUAUAUUGGAAAAUGGCCGAUCAUUUGAAAUUACGGAACUACCGAUUCGUGUAUGGACACAAACAUAUAAAGAAACAGUAUUAGAACCAAUGUUGAAUGGUACAGAAAAAACACCACCAUUCAUACAGGAUUAUAAAGAAUAUCAUACAGAUGCAACUGUUAAGUUUGUUGUUACAUUAUCAGAGGAAAAUCUACAGAAAGCAUUAAAUAGCGGACUACAUAAAACAUUCAAAAUUCAAACAUCAAUGUCGACAACAACCAUGGUAUUAUUUGAUCAUCUUGGUUGUUUGAAAAAAUACGAAACACCUGAAGAAAUUUUACAAGAAUUCUUCCCUGUUCGUCUUGAAUACUAUGCUAAACGUAAAGCUUAUUAUGAAGGUAUUUUAGAAGCUGAAGCAUUAAAACUUGAAAAUCAAGCUAGAUUCAUUUUGGAAAAAAAUGAUCGUGUUUUAGUGAUGGAAAAUAUUAAAAAGAAAGAUUUCAUUGCUACACUUGUCAAACGAAAUUAUGAUUCGGAUCCUGUGAAAGCAUGGAAGAAAAAGAAUGCCGAUAAAGAAGAAGAUUCUGAUGAAGAAUCGGAUGAUGAUGGUGCUGAAUAUUCAGAUAAACGAUAUAAUUUUGAUUAUCUUAUCGAUAUGAGUAUGCGUAGUAUGUUACGUGAAAAAGUUGAAGAAUUAUUAAAACAACGUGAUCAAAAGAAACAAGAAUUAGAAAAACUACGAUUAUCAACACCGGAAGAUCUUUGGGAAGAAGAUUUACGACAAUUUAUUGAUGAAUUAGAUCGUGUUGAACAAUUUGAACGUGAACAAAUGGAAUCGGGUAAUAGUUUAAAAAUGAAAAUGAAAAAUUCUUCAAAAGUAUCAUCACGUCCAAUCAAAAAACAAAUCUAUAAUAAUGCUUUAAAUGAUUAUAAACCAUCACCGGAUGGUGAACGUAUAGUGCCCAAAAUUGAUACAGAUUUGUUACGAAAAACAAAUUUAAUAAUGAAUAAAAAGAAUAAUAUAGCCAAUAAUGUUGAAAAAUUAUCUAACCAAGAUAAACCGAUAGAUAAUGUUAAUGAAAUUGCUACAACAACAAACAAUAUUAUGGUUAUUGAUUCGGAAAGUGAAGAUGAAUACAUUCCAUUAGCACAACGUAUUGGUGUAUCACCUGAAUUAGUUGAUAAGAAAAAAUCAUUAAUAACUAAACAAUGUAAAGAUGAAAAUGAUCCACCAAUUAUAUUGCCAAAAUCAAAAAAAUCAUCUAAUAAUAAAAAAUCAAAAGAAAAUGGUGAUGCAUCAAAACCAUCAACAAAAUCGAAAACAAAAUCAAAUAAAAAGAAAGGUCGAAAUCCAUGGUCAGAUGAUGAUCUUUCUGAUGAUGAUGAUAAUAAUGAUAUAGAAUUAGAUUUCGAUGAUGAUGAUGAUGAUUUUGAUUUGAAUGUUCAACAGCCAAAACCAAAGAAAUCUAAACCAGAAAUGACGACAAAAAUCAGUAAUGAUAUAGUAAAGCCAACUAUAGCUUCAACUCAACCAAUUUCCACUCGACCACCGAAAACAUUUGCCGAUAGUGAAGAAGAAGAUGAAUUACUUACACCAGUUAUACAACAGGAACAGAAAAAAACAAGUGAAGAAUUAUUUGAUUCGAUAUUUACAUCAUCUUUCGCAUCAUCAACAUCUACACCUGAACCAUCUAAAUCAACAAAUGGAACUAUAAAGUCUACCAUAAUAGAAUCGAAUGAUAAAAAUGAUAGACUUUUUGAUGAUGAUGAUGAUGAUGAUAUUUUUCAAAAUGAUAAACGAGAUGAUUUUGUCAAUGCAGUAACAACGGUGGAAACAUUAAAAACAACAAAAACAGUUAAGAAAACAACAAAGAAAGAAAAAUUACCAAUCGAUGAAGAUAAUCAUGACAAGAAAGAUGAUUCGGAUAGUUCGGAUUUUAUUUUAUCAGCUGCACCAAAGAAAACUAAAACAAAAAAAGCAGCUAUUACGGGUGGAAAUAAAUCAACGGCACCUAAAAAAACAGCAGCUAAAUCAAAAAAGAAGAAACGAAUUUCAGAUUCUGAAUCGGAUAAUUUUGAUGAUGAUGAUGAUGAUGAUGAUUUCAAAACAUCAAAAAAGAAAACCAAAAAGAAAAAAAUAAUAGAAAUCGAUGAAUCAUUUAAUAAUGAAAUUCCACCAGAAUUUCUAACAAAAACUGGCCGUAUACGACAACCAGUCAACUAUAAUUAUGAUCAUUCAUCCGAUGAAGAAUAUUGAAUCAAUCAUAUUAUGCAAGCCGAUUCGAUACAUCUUUUUUUUUUUUGAUUUAAUACUAUAAGAACAUCUUAAACAUUUUAUUUAUUA
Molecule: messenger RNA, 5266 nt
Organism: Dermatophagoides pteronyssinus (European house dust mite)
Lineage: Eukaryota; Metazoa; Arthropoda; Arachnida; Sarcoptiformes; Pyroglyphidae
Product: DNA topoisomerase 2-alpha-like
Biological process (GO): sister chromatid segregation; DNA topological change; resolution of meiotic recombination intermediates
Cellular component (GO): nucleus
Molecular function (GO): DNA binding; DNA topoisomerase type II (double strand cut, ATP-hydrolyzing) activity; ATP binding
Source: RefSeq, a predicted model, not a curated record